Molecule: messenger RNA, 1428 nt
Organism: Seriola aureovittata
Lineage: Eukaryota; Metazoa; Chordata; Actinopteri; Carangiformes; Carangidae
Gene: actmap
Product: actin maturation protease
Exons: 7
Coding region: 252-1172 (306 amino acids)
Source: RefSeq, a predicted model, not a curated record
GUAAAACACCGGUGCUGCUAGCUGAGUGCGGUAGUCUAAAAAGAGGGAGUGGGUUUCAGCAUGUUACAUACAAGUUAAUCACUGUUUGUAAGCGAUUACCGUUUACUGGAGAGGAUUUUUACACUUCGGUUUCUACCCGAAGAGCAUUCAACACCGAGUUAAGAUAACUCCUUUCUCGCCCUGUUUGUAGGCAACAAAGCUGCUAGCUAAGUUGUCAGAGGUGGGUUUAACCUAGAAGGAGCUGAAGGAAAAUGUCAGUGCAGUACCCCCUGUCAUCUCCUCCUCCUCCUCCUCCACCACCUCCACCUGCUCCAGGUCCACCUCCUCCUCCUCCAGCCUCAGCGCACAAGAAGAAGCUGUAUCAGACUAUAGCCAGCAGCAGGAGUCCUGUAGAGGGAGACCACACAGAGGCCCGCUUGCUGCUCAGUCAGAGGGACAGCAGUUUUAGGAAAGACCUGCAGUGGAUACUGGUGAACGCAUACGUGCCUUCCCUCAUCCAAGAUGGUCCACAGUGCGGUCUGGUGGCUUUGUGGAUGGCUGCUCACGUUCGACAGCCACAGCUGAGUAUUGACAUGGAAACUGUGGUUGAGACAGCUCUGAGCAAGGGGUACACGGCACAGGGUGAAAUGUUUUCAGCUAACAACAUGGCGCUGCUGGCAGAAGAGGUUUGUGGCUGUAAGGCAGAACUGCUUUCUGGAGGUUUAAGUGGUAACAAUGCUGCAACCAUCAUCACACACCUGUGGGGGGGACAGCCUGUUCUCAUCCCAUAUGAUGAGGACUUCAACCACGAGCCAUGUCAGCGGAGCGGCCACAGGGCGCACUGGGCAGUCGCUUCAGGUGUUCUCCUCGGUUUGGACCAGGGGAGUGUGAGUGAAAACCACCAUCAGCCCGAUCCCAGUCUUCCCUGGCUUUACCUGCCCAGUGGCACCAGUUUCCCUUGUCCCGUAAACGGCGCAGGACUCAGAGAGGUUUACAUCCUGGCUAAACAGGGUAAAAGCCUGCGCUACCAGCUGUGGAGUUUGGACAGCGUAACUCAGAGCAACGAGCAACUGAGGACGAUGGACCCUCAGAGAGCUAAUAAUGAGACCCAGUAUGUGGUUCCUAAAGGAGGAGUGGAGGCCGGGCUGGCUGGACAGGCGGUGUUGCUCCACACGAGGACACAGGACCAGUGACAAGUGUGACGCUGCUGGCCGAGAGGACCCAGCUGUGGCUUUUAAAAUGCAGCUGUGAACACACAGUGAACAGUCCACGCUUUAAUUUGCUGAGAGGCAUCACAGUGAAUUCUUAUGGUGCAGUGUGAGUGAUCCUACAGUAGAACCCAUGUAAGUAUUAUCUCUAGUUGUAUAAUGCCUUUAUGAGCAAUGUUGUGUGUAAAUUAAUAACAAUACAAUAAACAAGAGGCUCUUGGACUGCCUUAAAAACAAUGAA